AUAGACUCAAUAGUGUAUUACCUUAUGUAUAGAACCUCAACAUAAUGAAAUUAUCGACGAUAGAAAUGGGUUGGUUGUGAGCUCUUAUGAUUACGUAAUCAUCUCUGGCUACCCUAUCUCGGCACAUUUUUUCGAUAGAGCGGUAUCAUCCGUUUUCAGUUGGCCAAUAAUUUUUCUUCAACAUCAUUAUCAGGACUAUCUGUCUUUUAUAUUCGGAAAGCGGCUAUCUACUGAAUUGCAGCCGACUUGUUUUUCAUUUACUCGACGUAGGCGAAGAAAAAUCAGGUAUAAUGCCUCCGAAGAAAUCCAAGUCGAAGAAAAAUGCCAUAGCUUCGAGCUCUGUGGUUCAUCGCCAAGUCAAACACAAAACGACGGCCCUCGAUUACGAUUACGACACACAGGUCGAAUCUGUUACAAGUGAAGCAGAUCAGAAACCAGCGCCACCAAUUUCAGCGCCACCAAAGAAUAUUGAAGAGGUGGGAGAUAUAAAAAGCGGUAUCGUUUCAUACUACAUGGCAUUGGUAGACGUCAGCAUUAACACUAGACACGUUUUUCAAAUAUUCAUGCUAUUCUUCUUGACUAACCUUAUCUAUUUACAUUUUAAGACCCAAGAGGAUGACGGAUCAACUGACGCGAUGGAGAAAAUGAUUACUGCUUCUUGUAUUGUACUUGCUGCACUGCUCGAAUGCUGUGCCGUUCUUAACUCGAGAUUUCGUCAAUUCGAAAGUGGGAAAACCAAGGUCAAACCAUUAUUAUUAGAUUUCAAUUAUGUUUACUCUGUUUUUUUUCCACUUGCUGUAUGCUUGACUAAGGCAUCCGAUAAGCUUGUGUUGGUCUCCUGUUGUGUUGUUCAAAUAGCAUACAUGAAUGUGUUUGUCCGUUGUUUGAUCUCAUAUGUCAUUUUAUUUCAAUUUGGCGAUGGUGAUAGUUUCAACGGCAAAAGUUUAAUAUUACCAUUAGCAUCCUGUUUUUUCUAUGAAGCGAUCCAUAAAUUCGUUGGUUCUGAGAUUGAAUUCUCUGAGAAAUCCUUCCUCUCUGUCAUUUUAGCCAUGGGUUCCUUCCUCAUCAGCUACAACGAUAGUAACCUAACGCUAUUCAUUAUGAGAAACUUAUAUCUAUCGUUCAUUAUUGGCAUAAUUUUGGCUUCUCCUAUUUUAGACCUUUACAAAUCACAGACUGAAAGAACCCUUAAGUACACAUGGUUAUUGGGUAUUUACAUACUGUUUUUCUCAGCAGGUCUCAUUAUCAGUGAUAAGCUAUUGCUGCCUAGUCUAGGUAAAUUCCAUUUAAAUUGGCUCAUCGAAUUUGUUAGUGCCUCAGAACAACGUAGUCGCAUUUUCAAGCAAUGGCUUAUUGCCUCGUCCAUUUUGGUCCCCGGUAUUUUUGUCAUUUUCAGUAAGGUGAACGUGAGCAUGAGUUUGAAACGGAAAAUCUGGCACUUCGUUCUACUUAUGCUCUUGGCUAAACCUAUGAUUGUUGAGCCAGAAUUAGUUUCAAUUGCUCUCUUCGGUAUCCUUGGUAUUUUAAUAAUUCUUGAAAUUGUCAGAGCCAACGAUUUGCCUCCGUUCGGUGGCACCCUCAGGAGGCUAUUUUCCACUUUCCAAGAUACUAAGGACAAUGAGGGGCAAUUCGUCCUAAGCUACAUCUACCUGGUACUGGGUGCUUCCUUACCGCUCUGGGUCAACAACGUCGAUAGCUUACAAGAGAGUACAUACAUGGGGCUGCUUACACUGGGGCUCGGGGACUCUAUUGCGUCUAUUGUUGGAAGCAGAUUUGGACGUCACACCUGGCCUGAAACCAACAAGACCAUUGAAGGAAGUGUUGCCAUGGUCGUGGGUAUGAUGGGAGGCUACGCCCUGCUUGAUUUCCUCUUCCAAGCGUGCUCUGUGCAAGACAAAAUAGUGGUCUUAUCGUGGACCAAUCGUUUCAUGUGUGCAGUGUUGUGCGCGUUAUUCGAGGGUAUCGUUGACGUGAACGACAAUCUUUUUUUACCAGUUUUUGGCUAUCUUGUUGAAGAGUUGUUGAUGUUUUUCAACUGAGCUUUGCGCCGGGGUGAACGUG
Molecule: messenger RNA, 2061 nt
Organism: Pichia membranifaciens NRRL Y-2026
Lineage: Eukaryota; Fungi; Ascomycota; Pichiomycetes; Pichiales; Pichiaceae
Exons: 1
Coding region: 291-2039 (582 amino acids)
Biological process (GO): dolichyl monophosphate biosynthetic process
Cellular component (GO): endoplasmic reticulum membrane
Molecular function (GO): dolichol kinase activity
Source: RefSeq, a predicted model, not a curated record